Phlebotomus papatasi is the source of this 3244-nucleotide messenger RNA. It is a transcript of the gene garnet, whose product is annotated as AP-3 complex subunit delta. The coding region runs from base 211 to 3111 and encodes 966 amino acids. The transcript is spliced from 8 exons. Lineage: Eukaryota; Metazoa; Arthropoda; Insecta; Diptera; Psychodidae. The record is from RefSeq and is a predicted model, not a curated record. Gene Ontology annotation, biological process: protein targeting to vacuole; Golgi to vacuole transport; synaptic vesicle membrane organization. Gene Ontology annotation, cellular component: endosome membrane; AP-3 adaptor complex; terminal bouton.
AUUUUCUGACGUGGCUGCUUUGACAGUUUACUUCGGUCGCGAAAUCGCAGCAGUGCUAAACUGUCUGUUUUUCAUCAAAUUACCCCAAUUCUCCUGGAAAAUUCUGGGCUAAAUCCUCAAGGAGAGCCUUCUGCAGCAUCCCAUGCAGACGUCCAGCCAGUGGAGAAAGUAGUGAGUGUGCAGGAAAUUGUGAAAAAGACGCUGUGAAAAAUGGCACUGAAAAAAGUGAAGGGAAACUUUGAGCGAAUGUUUGAUAAAAAUCUGACCGAUUUGGUCCGGGGGAUUCGAAACAACAAAGAUAAUGAGGCCAAAUACAUUGCCCAAUGCAUCGAGGAGAUUAAACUGGAAUUGAGGCAGGACAAUAUCAAUGUCAAAUGCAAUGCUGUCUCCAAGUUAACAUAUAUCCAAAUGUUGGGCUACGACAUCUCCUGGGCUGGGUUUAAUAUAAUCGAAGUGAUGAGCUCGCCAAAAUUCACUUGCAAGAGAGUUGGUUACUUAGCAGCAAGUCAGUGUUUCCAUCCGGAUAGUGAGCUUCUGAUGCUCACCACAAAUAUGGUGCGCAAGGAUCUCAAUUCCCAGAGUCAGUACGAUGCUGGAGUAGCACUCAGUGGCCUUAGUUGCUUUAUUUCGGCCGAUCUGUCCCGUGAUCUGGCAAAUGAUAUCAUGACACUCAUGAGUUCCACCAAGCCCUACCUGCGCAUGAAGGCCGUCCUCAUGAUGUACAAAGUGUUUUUGAGGUAUCCAGAGGCUCUCAAGCCUGCCUUUCCCAAGCUCAAGGAGAAACUCGAAGAUCCAGAUCCGGGGGUUCAAUCGGCUGCUGUCAAUGUGAUUUGUGAGCUGGCACGAAAGAAUCCUAAGAAUUAUCUCUCACUAGCACCAAUUUUCUUCAAACUUAUGACCACGUCCACAAACAAUUGGAUGCUGAUUAAAAUUAUUAAAUUAUUUGGCGCUCUGACACCCUUAGAACCGAGACUUGGUAAAAAGUUGAUAGAACCUCUAACGAAUUUAAUCCAUAGCACGUCGGCAAUGAGUCUUCUGUACGAAUGCAUAAACACAGUAAUUGCCGUAUUAAUCAGCAUAAGCAGUGGAAUGCCUAAUCACAGUGCUUCCAUUCAAUUAUGUGUCCAAAAGUUAAGGAUUCUCAUUGAGGACUCGGAUCAAAAUUUAAAAUACUUAGGCUUGCUGGCCAUGUCUAAGAUCCUCAAGACGCAUCCCAAGAGUGUUCAGGCACACAAGGAUCUAAUUUUGGCUUGCUUAGAUGACAAAGAUGAGUCAAUUAGGCUUCGUGCCUUGGAUCUCUUGUAUGGGAUGGUGUCCAAGAAGAAUCUCAUGGAGAUUGUUAAGCGUCUGCUGGGGCAUAUGGAACGUGCCGAAGGAUCAACGUAUCGCGAUGAGUUACUGUUUAAAGUUAUUGAGAUUUGCUCCCAGGGUUCCUAUCAGUACGUCACAAAUUUCGAAUGGUAUCUGACGGUUCUGGUGGAAUUGAUUCAGCUGGAAGCUAAUUCCAAGCAUGGUAGUGUUAUUGCUACACAAUUGCUGGAUGUGGCCAUUCGUGUGCAGGCUGUUCGGGAGUUUGCUGUGACAGAAAUGGCUAGUUUACUCAAUACCUUCCCUGCCAAUGCUGCCCACUGGGAUGCAUCCAGCGGGACAAUGAAUGAGGUGCUUUAUGCUGCUGGAUGGAUUGUUGGGGAAUUUAGUGGUUUUUUGGUGGAUCCAGAAGAUACGCUCAAGUCUCUGUUGAAACCACGACAACUUCCUGAUCACAUUCAAGCUGUUUACAUUCACAAUUCCCUGAAACUCUUGACCAGGAUGCUGACAAAGGCUCUCGAAGAGGGAAAUACUCGGGAAAUUGUUCGAUUGUGCAAUUUAUUUGAGGAUAAAGUUACACCAUUUGUCAGUUCGGGAAAUAUUGAAGUUCAGGAGAGAUCUAGUUCAGCUCUGAUUAUGAUUCAGAUGCUACGGGAUGAACUUAAGGCAGUUGAUGGUGAGACUGAGAGGGAUCUUCUGGAUGAUAUUCCAGGACCAGAAAAUGGGAAUGUUUCAAUGGGAACACCAAUAGCAGCUGAACAAUUGAUUAGGGAUUUUGCAACACUCUUUGCCGGAGAUCUCAAUCCAGUGGCUCCCAAGGCACAGAAGAAAGUACCACUGCCUGAGGGUUUGGAUUUGCAUAAAUGGAUAAAUACUCCGCCAGAACUCAGUAGUCCAUCGUCUGAAGGUGAAGAAGAGAUGGGAGAUUUAUUUGUGGCCAGUGCAGAACUCCAGGGACGAGCUGAGAGGAAGAAGUAUGUUGAGCCGACUGGGGAGGAAUUGGAAAAAAUGCGUGAGGCUAGGAAGAUGGAGCAGAAUAACAAUCCACACUAUCUCAAGGGAUCAAUUAGGGAUUCCUUGCCCAUGAAGAUGCGCAAUGAUGGCUGUGAUGAUAUCCCAAUUGCAGAAAUAGCACUUGACGUACCACUUACAGUUCAUUCCACAAAGAGAUCUGACAAGUACUUGAUGGAAGAACAAAAAUCGGAUAAGAAAGCGAAGAAAAAGACUAAAAGUGGCAAGAAGAGUCACAAAUCGAAGCAUAAAAUAAGCUACUCAACAUCAGAAUCCGACAGUGAAGCGGAACCGAAGCAACUCCACGUGGUAAAUACCCUAAUUGAGAUGCCAGAAGGUGCUUCUUUGUCUGAAGCUGAAGAAAAUGACAAAGCAAUGGAUCCCAAUGAUCCACAUCGUGCCCUGGACAUUGAUCUCGAAGUGCCCAGUGUAAAGGAGGAAGAUGAAACUCAAAAGAAGAGAGAAACGAAGAAAGUAUCAAAGACUUCCAAUUUGCUUGUCUCACAUGAUGAUAAAACAUCCGCAAAUGCCACGAAGAAGGCCAAAAAAGAGAAAAAGAGUCGAAAGAAGAGUCACAAAAAUGAUGAGAGUCACGAUUUGCUAGGAUUCACCAGAGAAUCCUCCCAGGGGGACAAUGAACAAAAUAGCGAGAAGACCAAGAGGAAGAAGGAGGGCAAGAAGAAGAAGGGUGAUAAGGAUAAAAGUACUGAAAACUCAAAGAAGAAGCUCGAACUGAAGUUGGGCUAUGAAGAAGCAGCUGGAAUUUCUACACCUAGCAAGGAAUUUGCGUAAGGAUUCUUUUCUUAAUCUCUCCUGUUUCCUUAAUUUUUUUCCAACCUUGAUAUAAUCAAAGAUACGUCUAUUAACUGAGAAAAAUUUAAUUAUAUCAAAAUAAAGAAGAAAAAUAAUUAUUCACGUAAAAAAA